Messenger RNA from Ooceraea biroi (clonal raider ant), 704 nucleotides. RefSeq lists its product as uncharacterized. The record is from RefSeq and is a predicted model, not a curated record. NCBI's taxonomy places the organism in Eukaryota, Metazoa, Arthropoda, Insecta, Hymenoptera, Formicidae.
CCCUUUCAGAUAUUAGUAUUCUUUGGUCGUGGUAAGAUUUAAACGCGACAGCAUAGUGGUAUGAUUCCAGCACAAAGAACUGUUAGCGGCAAUAAGAACUAAUUGUAUUGAUUUCUUCAUACUUACAUUAAAGUUACUACACUUCAAAAUGCAGAUAUUUGAAACAAAACUUGGCAUCCUAUUCCUUCAAGUACUUUUAAGUGGUAUAAUGUUCACUACUGUGAUAACAUGUGUACAAGCGAUACAUCAAAUCGAAAAUGAAUAUCGACCACGUGGUUAUGAAUUAUCAAAAGAUGUCGUGCCACGAUACUAUAAUAUCAGCAUAGUAUUUAUUAUAUUUACUCCAGAGGUGUCCCAUUUUCAAGCCAAAUGCGAAAUUGAUAUUGAAAUUCUCAAAGAAACAGGAAAUAUAAAUUUACACAGUCACGACACAAUCACACUUGAAGAGGAAACAAUAAAAUUGAGUAUGAAGAAUGAUAAGGCAUAUGAUCGUAUAAAUAGUAAAUACUACAGUCACGAGAACAUUCUAGACCUCUAUUUCGAGGAUCAGCUAUCUCCUGGAAAUUACACCCUGUUCAUGUCAUACAAGAAAAAUAUCAAUAAAGACAUAGAGGAAGGUUAUUUAAACAUUUUAUUCCAACCUGAAGCACGUAAUCAACAGUGAGUUUACAUUAUAAGUGCUCAUAUUAUUAAAAUAUAUAAUA